This is a messenger RNA of Schistocerca nitens (vagrant locust), 858 nucleotides long. RefSeq lists its product as uncharacterized. Lineage: Eukaryota; Metazoa; Arthropoda; Insecta; Orthoptera; Acrididae. The coding region runs from base 82 to 858 and encodes 258 amino acids. The transcript is spliced from 7 exons. The record is from RefSeq and is a predicted model, not a curated record.
UUGAAUGGAACUUUGUGCCGUGUUGAGUUGCUGUUUAAUCUAUGUUCCGAGUUAGAUCUAUUGAAAACGGAAAGGAGGAGAAUGCAGUUAACAGGCGAGGUUGAAAUGCUUGAAGAACCUGAUGCUCUUAAUCUGGAGAGACAGUUACGUGAGAUAUUACAUGAACUCCAGCUUAAACGUGGGCAAGUAGAAGAAGGUCGUGAAGCAUUGCACCAAGCAGUAUUAAUUCAGCAUGAGUUAGAGAGGGCACUGGAUUCAGAGAAGCGUAAUAAUGAGGAGAUGCAGGCACAACUUGAAAUAGCUAUGGCUGCUGCACACAGGUGGGAAGAAGAACGCAGCAGCCUCCAGCAGGCAGCAUCUCGUCACCGCCUACAGCUGGAGACUACAUUGCAAGAAAGAGAUGCAUUGCGUGACCAGGCCAGGGCAGUACAGUUAGAGAAUGUGAAGCUCCAACAUACUAUAGAUGAACAAGAUCGACAACUGAAGUGUCAGCUGGCAUAUCAAGAAAAUUGUGUUACUCGUCAGAAUAAGCUAACUGACUCAGUACGAGAAUUAAGAAGUCAAAUGCAGAAAUUAGAAGAAGACUACCACAGACUUCAAAGUUCUGUUGAGGCUACAAAGAAACUUAGCUCACAAGUACAGCUUUCUGCAGAACACAUUACCUUCUUGCAUGAAAAGGAGAAGAGCAAGACUGCAUCCCUAGAAAAAAAGAUUGUAGCCCUUGAAGCUGAGAUCCAGAAGCUCCAAAGUGAGAAGAACAUAAAUAAUGGGCUGCCAUAUACUGAUUUCCAAAAAACUGAAAUUGAACAGAUAGUGUUAGUGAGCAAGAGUGAACAAACUCUUGGGGAGCUGUUAUAG